UUUAAUUUGUUUUUGAUAAUUUGAAUGGCAUCAAUAAUCAUCGCUAGUAAGGCAAACUCGAGACCUUUGGCUGAAUGAGAGGUUUUAGCAGAGUUCUUAGCUAAGAAUCAGCCCCAGUUCAACUACUCAGUGAUAAAGAAGCAUAAGAAUGAAUGGGAUGAUUUCCUGACAUCUCUUACUGAAUCAUACGGAUUCAAAAGGAAGUGCUGUCCCAUUGUAUUUACUGUAGAAGGCGAACUCAUUGGUGACACCAGAGAGUUCUAUGAUUAUUGUCAAAACAAAUACGGUAAGAUCGUGCGUGUUGGAAAUGAGGUAUCCGAACCAAGAGCAAAAGCUAAUGCUCAGGAAGCCAAGGAAUUCGUUAGAAAGAGGGACAAGGGGCCAAACUUGAUCGAGAAAAUCCAGAAAACUUUGAGGAAAGCUAAAGUUAAGAAACUUGUGAGCAACUUGGAAGGCAAUUUUGAGAAAAUCAUCCAUAAUGGAAUCCCUUAUAACGUCAGGCUAACAGAUAUGUCAAAAAGGUCUGUAGAAUUUAUCGAAGAAGUCAUGGACCCUGAAUCAGAAGUUCCUGAAGAUGAUGGAGAAGACAAGGAAGAGGGAGUUGAAGAAGAAGCCGGGGACGACAACCUUGAUUACGAUGAUCUCGAGUCGAAAGAAGAGAAUAAGGAAGACCCCACUCCAAACGAAGGAGAAGGUAGCCAAGCUAAUAACGAGGACGAGCAAGAAAGUCACCCCGAAGGAGAGGGAGAUGCUCCAGAAGAGCCCCAUCCAGUCGAAGAGAUUAAGGAAGAAAUAAAGGCCAAACCUGAGAAGGUCAUCGAAGAGCCUGUCUCCAUUGACGAUGUAGUGUCUCAGUACCCCUUUGAUGAGUCUAAAGGAAUGACAUUUGAAGACUUCGAAAAAUUUUAUAAAGAUGAAAUAGAAGGAAAACUCAAUAGAAGGGAAGCAGUUAAGGAGAGAAACCAGCGCAGGAACGGUGAACUUGAAGAAGACAAAGAGCCUGAAGAAGAAGCACCAGAAGCCCAUCAGGAGCUGGACCAAGACCCUGAUGGCGAAGGAGAAGGCAACGAUGGAGAAGGGGAUCAAGAAGCCAAAGAAAGAAGAGAAGCUGAACGACAGAGGAUUGAGAAAGAAAGAGAAGAGGAAGAAAAGAAAAGACAGGAAGAAGAGAGAGUAAAGCAGAUAGAAGAAGCUAAUAGGAUGAGAGAGGAGUUCUAUAAGGAGUAUGUGCAAAGAAGGUAUCAUAUUUACGAGAAAGAUAAGUACCAGAGGACGAUUCUAAAGAAGCUAAGAAUCGAUACUUUUGAUGACAAUUAUUCCCUCUACGUACAUCCUGAGCCACCCAUUCAGGAAGUCAUGAUGAUCUUCCAGUCUGAUCCUGAGUUAGAAGACGAUGAUUUUCAAAAUUAUAGAGAUUUUGGACUUGUAGAGAGACUCCCAAUGACUAAAAUCCCUGAAGAAAUGGAAAGCUAUGUCAAAACUGAGGAAGCUAAAGUGAGUAUCAACAGAAGUCCAUUGAAGAGUGCAGAGAUUGAUAUAACAAACCCGUUAACUUCUUAUGAGUGGAAACUAUGGUACCACAUAGUCUCAACAACUAAAGGCUAUGGGUUCUUACAAAUUCUGCCUGUUGGAUAUAGAUCUAGUUCUGCUUUCUCUGCCAAUUUGUUGCAUGUAGCUCCAAAGACAAAGAGCUGGGGUAAAUUUGAGUCUCCUCUCGACAAGCUCAUCUCUCUCAGAAAGGAAUACUACAUUAAGGAAAACACCAGACUAUUCGAAGAGAAACAGAAGAAGGAUAAGACUGUGGCUGGGAAUAACGCACUUUCUCAAACAGACAAGCAGCACCAAGAAGAGCUAAAGAAGCAGGAAGAGAUGCAGAAUGAGCAUAUUUAUAGAUUCUCUAAGGAUAAUAUCUUCAAACUUCCUGAGUUUGAUUUCCCUCAUUUUGUAUGCAUUCUAGAGGGCGAGCCAAGCGACAGCUCUUUAGUUGCGGAUUAUCUCAAAAUUUGUGACGAGCUUAAUCUUGGAGAACUUCAAAGAUUAGGAGUCACUAUCAUUAUCACGAAGGAAUGGAUGUUCGUGGCUACCUUAUCACAGCCUUACAUGAAGAUUGAGAAUGAUUUGGAUUUGUUCAUUGAUCCAUUCAGUUAUGCAGGAAUCUUGAAUAUCCAUGUAAAGGAUCAUUCUUGGCCACAGACUGCAGGAAUCGAUGUGAAAGAUCAGAUAACUUCUUAUUUACCCUCAAAGGCUUACUCAGAGCCAUUACCUUCGCAACUCCCAGAAGAAGAGCCUCCAGUUGAGGAAGAAGAUGAGUAUGAUGACCAAGAGGCUGAAGGUGAAGGCAAAGAAGGCGAAGGUGAAGGAGAAGCUGAGAAGGAUGACAAAGAAACCUCAUAACC
This is a messenger RNA of Moneuplotes crassus, 2396 nucleotides long. The record is from the annotation of a GenBank genome assembly. NCBI's taxonomy places the organism in Eukaryota, Ciliophora, Spirotrichea, Euplotida, Euplotidae.